AUGACUCACGGAGAAGUUAUCACGCGAACGGACACCGGCUGGAGUGUUGCCCUUCUGUCGGGACUUGUGGCAUUCUUGACUUUGGCCAGCUUCCGAUCGUCGGGUUACUUGUACGUUGAAAUCAUGAACGAAUUCAGCGUGGACCGUGGCUCAGCAUCAUGGCCUGUCAGCGUGCUUGGGACACUUAUAGAUAUUGGCGGUGUCUUGUCAAGCCCACUGACCCGAUACUUUUCUGUGUCUACUGUCCUGCUGAUAGGCACACUUAUAACAACGCUUGGUAUGACACUCUCCGCCUUUGCUCCUGGUAUUUUGUGGUUAACUAUAACUAUGGGAAUAAUUCAUGGAAUUGGCUCAGGAACCAUAAUGACCAUGCUCCAAGUGCAGCUGAGUGCCAACUACAAGAGAUACAGAGGAAUGGCUCAUGGAAUCAUGUAUGCCGGAGCCACACUGUCUUCGUUUGUCGUCCCGCCAUUGCUACCCCUUUUGCUAAGACACUACGACUUUCGGAGCACACUGCUAUUGUUUGGAGGCAUCCUGCUUCACACCUUUCCCAUAAGUCUUUUUUUGGAUAUCCAGCAGAAAAACAAUCAACUGCUAUGUCUCCCAACUUAUUACAUUCUGGUCAUCUCGUGGCUAGUCAGGUGCUACAACUUUGACAUUUUUGUGGCGACGAUUGUCGAUUUUGCUACUGACAAGGGAGCUUCGAAACCUGACGCGGUCUGUCUGCUCUCCUACAUGGCCGUUCCAGACCUUCUCGGCCGCCUCUUUUUGCCCCUUCUUGCAGACCAAGAGUACUUGCGACGAAGCACACUAGUUGCCUGCAACUUUUUCUUCAUGGGGAUGGCCAUCCUGAUAUUGCCCGAUGUGAAUUCAUAUGUUAGUCUGUUGACUGCAACUCUGGCAAUUUCCUGUUUCUUGGGAACUGCGGUGGCCAUGCACGGCGUUGUGAUGGCGGACACUGUCGGCUUGAAAAGGCUGCCGGUGAGCUACGGCUUCACAGGUGCUUUGUGUGGGCCUCUGCUUUUCGCCAAGCCUUUUUUCAUUGGUUACUUUCGAGAUUAUCAUGGGAAGUACGACGCCAUGUAUCGGGUACUUGCUGGACUUCUUUUGCUCGUCAGUCUGAUGUGGUUUGUAGCAGUUUAUCUUGAAAAGCCAGCACCUGGAAGCCACGAAGACCAGAGGAAGCCGCAUCCAGUGAAUAUAAAAGAAGUUUAA
Molecule: messenger RNA, 1215 nt
Organism: Ixodes scapularis (black-legged tick)
Lineage: Eukaryota; Metazoa; Arthropoda; Arachnida; Ixodida; Ixodidae
Product: monocarboxylate transporter 12
Exons: 5
Coding region: 1-1215 (404 amino acids)
Biological process (GO): transmembrane transport
Molecular function (GO): monocarboxylic acid transmembrane transporter activity
Source: RefSeq, a predicted model, not a curated record